Messenger RNA from Plasmodium adleri (nom. inval.), 2745 nucleotides. Its product is annotated as conserved Plasmodium protein, unknown function. The coding region runs from base 1 to 2745 and encodes 914 amino acids. Lineage: Eukaryota; Apicomplexa; Aconoidasida; Haemosporida; Plasmodiidae. The transcript has a single exon. The record is from RefSeq and is a predicted model, not a curated record.
AUGAGUAGUGUAUAUGCCAUCGAACAAUUGAACGAUAUAUUAAAAUAUAAUAUAGAAGGAAAUAAAAGAAAAGAAAAGAAAAAAAAUAAUAAUCAUGAUAUAAAGGUAGAAGAAAAAAAGAAAAGAGACAAUGAUAAUGAGAAAUAUUUAAAUAAUAGUAAACUUAUAGGGAAAAAAUAUAUUGAUAAAGUUAUAAAUGAAUGUAAUAAUAUAUAUAUAAAUGAUUAUCUAUAUAAUAAUAAAAGAUAUAAUCAUAUAUAUAAUGUAUAUGAUAAUACAAAUAAUAAUGAUAUAGAAUAUAAACAAUAUAAAAAUUUAAAUAUAGAUAAUAAAUUAUGUAAAGUUAAAGGAGAACAUUUAUAUCAAGGAACAGCAGGUAUUACAAAUGAAAUUAUUAUAGAAACAUUAAAUACAAAUGAAGAAUGUAUAUAUAUAGAAAAUUGUAUAUUAGAAGUAUAUAUAAAAAGAAAAGAUCAAGUCGAUAAAUUAAAUUAUAAUAAGAAUGAAUAUACAACUUCUCAAUCUUAUAAUAAUAAUAAUAAUAAUAAUAAUAAUAUGUAUGCAAAAUUUAUAAAUAAUAAUCUUUUUAAUAAAUAUUUAUAUGAUAAACAUUGUUCUUUAAUCAAUAUAAAUCAUAACAAAUAUAAUAUAAAUGCCAACUUUUCUAAUUAUAAAAAUGUAGGUCAAUAUUCUUCAAAAGAAAAUGAACACAAUUAUGAUACAUAUCAAGAAUGUCAUGAUGAAAUGGAAUAUUAUACUCCAAAUGUUAUAAAUAAUGAACAUAUAUAUGGAAAAUAUUCAAAUGGAAUGGAUACACAUCAAAAUAAAUUCAAUGAAAUAGAUACACAUCAAAAUAAAUUCAAUGAAAUAGAUACACAUCAAAAUAAAAUCGAUGAAAUAGAUAUACAUCAAAAUAAAUUCAAUGAAAUAGAUAUACAUCAAAAUAAAUUCAAUGAAAUAGAUACACAUCAAAAUAAAUUCAAUGAAAUAAAUACAUACAACACAAAUACACAUAAUAAUCAAAAUAAAAAAAAAAACACAAAUUGUAUAAAAAAAAAAGAUUUUUUUAAUAAUCAUACCCAUCAUCAUUAUAAUAAUAAUAUAAUAACAUACAAUGAUACCAUGAAAGAUGGAUACUUAAAUAAUAAUUUAGAAUAUGAUGAAGAAUCUAAUAAAUUAAUCAAAGAGAGUCUAAAAUGUAAUGUAAGAGAUCUAAAGAAUGGUAGUUAUAUUAUUACUUAUAAUUUAAGAAAAUGUGGAUAUUAUUAUUUAUCAAUAUUUUAUAAUAAAAAACAUAUAGCUGAAUCUCCAUAUCUUAUUGAAAUAAAAGCUUCAGAAGCGUAUGCACCCAACUGUGUAAUUUAUAAGAAUGAUAUUACAAAUAAAUUAAUUAUUCCUUAUGAUACAAGUGAAGAAAUAUUAUCAUAUGAUAAUAAUGCAUCCUCCUUUUAUGAUAAUCAUUGUGAUUAUAAUGUGUCGUGUGAAUCCCCUCUUCAUCAUGUAUCUAUUAAGACCCAAGAAAAAGAUGACAAGGAUAGUGAGAAGACAAAAAAAAAAAUGCAUCUUUUAAAAUUUACAAAAGAAGAAGAGGAAGAAGAACUCAAUAAAACAUUUAAUAAUUUCUUUAUACAAUGUUAUGAUGCUUAUGAAAAUAAAAUAUGUAAAGGUGGAGACAUUUUGGAAGUAGAAGGUAUAGGUGAUAUAAAGAUAAUUAAUAUUCAAGAUUUAAAUAAUGGAACAUAUGAAGUGAUAUAUAAAUAUAUAAAAAAUAAUAUUGAAAAUAAUAAUAAUAUUAAUAGUUAUGAGAAUAUGUAUAGAGAAAUCCAUGUCACUUUAAAUAAAGUACAUAUUAAAGGGUCUCCAUUCAGAAUAAUUUUUAAGAAUGAUAAUAAUAUGUAUUAUAUAAAUAAAUUAAAAAAUAUUUUACAAAUAGAAGAUUAUAAUAUUAAUUCUUUUAAACUAAUAGAAAGAAUAAUAAAUAUAAUAAAAUCAUAUAACCAUAUAAAAGAUAAUUUUAUAAUAAACGAUGAAAAUAUUAAUUGUUUAUUAUAUUCUGAUCCUUUUAUGAAUAUAAAUUCACAUUAUUAUAAUAAAAAAGAAUUACAUGAUAUAUUAAAAAAAGUAGAUACACAACUUUUAUCUUUAAUGUCUAUACCUAUGAAAGAACAACUAUUUAAUUAUAUUAAAUAUAUAAAUAAUGAUAACAAAAUUGCACACUUAAAAAUAUUAUUAUAUAAAGAUUUAAUAUAUCAAUUAGGAUAUAUAUUAAAAAAUAUAAAUAAUUUUUAUCAUUCGUUUCAAAAGGACAUGCAAGAUCUUAAAACUAAAAGAAUAUUACAACAUCAAAUAAUUAAAGAAGCUAAUAUUAUGUAUGAAUCAUUAAGAGAUAAAAAUAUACAUACAUUACCUUUCAAUUUUUCUAUUAAUGAUAUGAACAUAUAUAAACAAAAUUUGACAAAUAAAAAAAAAGAUCUCUUACAAAAACAUAAUACAUUAGUGCAAAAAUAUAAAGAUAUAAAAAUAAAAGAAAAACAAUUUUUAAAAGAUAGAAAACAAAUAACAAACGAAUUAACCAACAAAUAUAAACUCCAUCAAUAUGUUUAUCAACGUUCAACAAAUGCCUUACAAGAAAUUAAUACUCACUUGAAAAAAAAAACUAUACAAAGUAUUAAGGAAUAUGCAGCCUAUGAAAAAAAAUUCGUAUCCUUAAAAAGUGACAUGCAAAAAAAAAUAAAAUUAAAUUAA